Molecule: messenger RNA, 306 nt
Organism: Paracoccidioides brasiliensis Pb18
Exons: 2
Coding region: 1-306 (101 amino acids)
Source: RefSeq, a predicted model, not a curated record
AUGAUGAAUUCGAGGACUCAAGAAUGGAAAUACCUUCCCACGUCUCAACCACCUGCCGCUCUGCCACAGCCCUCUGGCUCCACGUUUGCCUGCGGUAUAAAAGAAGCCUGCCAGAGCAAAAUUUCAACAUUCUUUCCUGCUUCCAGCAUGGAAAUUCAAUGGCAAUCUAAGAGUCAAAUUCCGCAGAUAGCCCUAGAAGAUCUAUCAAGAGGUGGUCUCAAAUCAACGGCUCAAAAUUUGGAAGCAGGUUUUGUCGAGGUUGCGGAACCGCAGUUGAUUCAGGCAGGGAUCUCGGCAAAGGAGUAA